GAUUUGAUUGGUAAGGUUUUUCAAGCUAGGUGCCAUUAAAAACAGUUAAAAAUGACUUUUACACGUUCAGGUUAUCUCAAUCUUUGUUUCACUGAGUGAAUGCCUCUUGCUCGUCUACGUUUCAGUUUCACUGUUCCAUUAGUUUGAGUUCCAUAGUUUGAGUUUCAGAAUUCAGUUUGGUAUUAAUCAUAAAUUUGCAAAUAGAUCAUGCCACAGUCAUCAGACCUGCAGAAGUUCUGCCUCCGGUGGAACGACUACCGGAGCAGCGUGACUGCUGCAUUUGAGGGCCUGCGGCAGGAUGAGGAGCUGUUAGACAUGACGCUAUGCUGUGAGGGCAAGAAGAUCAAGGCGCACAGGGUGAUGCUGUCAGCAUGCAGCCCCUUCUUCCGUGAGCUGCUGAAGGAGAACCCCUGCCAGCAUCCAGUGUUUAUGCUGCGGGACGUCUCCUACCGCGACCUGUGGUCGGCCAUUGAGUUUGUAUACAAAGGAGAGGUGAACGUACGCCAGGCCGACCUGGCCACCUUUCUGAAGACUGCCGAGAUGCUUCAGCUGCGUGGGCUUACCGAAGAGGAUGGCAAGGGUCAGCUGCCCCAUACCCCGGCUGGCUCGGGGUCGACCGUCUCCAACUCUGCUCGGUCGUCCGCCGGCACCGCUCGCCGCCGGGCCUGGGAGAAGUCCUCGGACACCGAGCAGCCGGCCGAGUCCUCCUCACGACCGUCCAAACGACCGCGGCCGGCCUCAGACACGGCCGGCCCGCCUCCACCGCCGCCGCCGCCGCCGCUGCAGUCAUCGGAGAUCAAACAGGAGUCGUCUCCACCGCCCCCGCCGCCUGUGUAUGGUGUGGAGGAGAGUCCCGCGUCGUACAGCGCGGAGGAGUCUGACCCGAGCCUGCAGACGAUCCUCUACCACAGCGUCACGCCCGAGCCACGAGAGGUAGACCUGGACUCCGAUGAUCGCACGGCCGGCAGCACAGACUCGUUCCAGUUUCUGAACACACCAAACGUGGCCGGAGAGUCCUGCUCCGAUGACGAGACCGACGUAUCGAAACCGUACGUGUGCGACGAAUGCGGUAAGCGGUUCAUGCGAUACAAUUCACGAGAGAAGCACAAGAAGGUGCAUCUGGGCGAAACUUUGUGCCUGGGCUGUGGGCACAUCUACUCGUCCAAGUAUGCGUUGGCCAUGCAUCAGAAGAGCCAGAGGUGCAGCGAAAGCUGGAAAGCAAACUGAUUUCAUCGGGCAAAACAGCACUGACAUACGCUACUCUCUUCGUCUUUAGAUGCAUGAAUGCAGGGCUACAAAGCUGCUAUUUCAUAAUUUGUUAGUCUCUGUUGGCUUCCCUGUGACAAGUUUUUUUUCAUUGAGUUCUUCGGUGAUGAUGAUGACACAAUCUUGUCAUUAGACGUGUUUUUAAGUAAUUCUUGGCUGAAACAUUUACGUUGAAUGCCGUUGUUUGAUACUUCAAAUGGCGUUUAAAGUUCAAGCUUCAUUAUAGCAUGUAGGCCUUCAUCAUGGGUCAAUGCUCAUGUCAUAAUGUGUGCGUGUGUGUGUAUACCGUCCGAUACCAAUAUAUUAGGAAAUAAAGCAAGGAAAUUUUCUGUUUAUUUAGUAGGCGACUCAAUAGAAGUCGUCAACUCAUCGACGACUCAUCUCCAGCUGACGGCGCCGCUCAGAACGGCAGUUGUUCUUCAUUUUUUAGCAUUACCUAAUACCUAUCCUGUGCACUGACUACGUCUCCCUCCCCAUCCUAUUCAGUAAUGUUUUGUGCAAUGUUUGCCGCGAUAUUUUGCUUGUUAGACUGCCACGGAAUAGGUAUAGAUACGUACCUACACAGUACACACGCAGCAGACACCUAUAGCAUGUAGUGCGGUACAGCAUAGGAAGGCAGGCGUUUGUUCUAUUCACCGCGCGCGGAUAUGAUCGGGAGACUGCAGUAGAGAGCUAAGACGGUAUCACCAGCAGCUCGGUGACUUUAACACUGCAUGGGAACUAGCACCGAAUCAGGACUGCUCGCGAUGAGCAGUCUUGGCAGCUGCCAGCUUGGUCGGCUUUUUAUGGGACUAUAGGAUAAUAUGUAUCAUGUAUAAAUAGGAAUAUACAACUGUAGGAAUAUGUGAGCUUAUGGGAAACAUUACAAAUGCUUGUGCUACGUAUUCCGUGCUGCUUGCGAUGUUUGUUACCUGAUACAAUCGCUGUUCUCAUUCAAACGCGAUAUAUAAAUAAUGUUUAUUACACACAAAACAUUCCAGCAGACAUUUGCCAGGGGAUUGGGAUCGUUACAAAAGUCGUUGAAUUUUAUCAGUCCUGCCGGUUUAAGGCACAUAUUUAUCCAACAAUCAAACCAGAAAACCACCCGUAACAAUAACAACAGCGUAAUAACCAACGGCUCGUAACAGCGAAUUAGCAUAACAAGUGCUCUGAAUAAAGAAUAACUUAACUACAUUGCAUAACUUAGAACAGCGACACGCACAAUAACAACGCUACAAGAAAACAAUGGUACCUAAAUACCUACCGAUGGCAACCCUCCCUUAUAUAGGUAGGUACUGUUGCAGACCUGCGAUUAGUAACAAAUCUACUCGGUUUGGUUAGUAGUUGCUGGCUAACCCAUUCACUAUUUCCACCUGAGAACAUCUCUCUACACCUUAGCUCUGAGUAUUAUCGCUCCAGUUUCCAACAUUACCUCACAAACACAAAAAGAAACUAACAGACCGCGUGAAAGACACGUGAAAGUCGCGCCUGUAUAAGUCGAUAAAGGCUAAAGGUCAAAGACCUGAUAUGUGCCACUGUUUCAGAUUAGAAGUAUUAUCUUAGUAACGACGAUGUCUAGAAUCUAUAGAUGACAUAGUUGAUAGCUCCAAAUAGGAACUUAGUUACAUACUGGUCACAUACAAUACUGAAAGAUGCCGACAAAAGUGACAAGAUGAAAGAACACACCAAACAGAUUUUCGUUUGUGUCCACAUCUCGCAUUCGCCAGUCAUAACUUGCAUCAUAC
This is a messenger RNA of Amphibalanus amphitrite, 2990 nucleotides long. RefSeq names its product broad-complex core protein isoforms 1/2/3/4/5-like. The record is from RefSeq and is a predicted model, not a curated record. Bases 208 to 1227 code for a protein of 339 amino acids. Gene Ontology annotation, molecular function: protein binding. Lineage: Eukaryota; Metazoa; Arthropoda; Thecostraca; Balanomorpha; Balanidae. The transcript has 6 exons. Gene Ontology annotation, biological process: regulation of transcription by RNA polymerase II. Gene Ontology annotation, cellular component: nucleus.